CCUGAUUUCCGUCAUCUUUCUUUAUUUCCUCCUCACUUCAGCUGUGCUGUUUGUUCUGCUUCUUCAAUUCUCCUCCACCAAAGGAUUACCGGCUGCGCCGACACACGAUACCCAAUCUUUUCAAUUCAACUUUCCAAUCUUUCGCCAUGCAGAUCACCAGCACCCUCAUGACCCUCGCCGUCCUGGCCGUAGGGAUCAACGCCGCCCCCGCACCCCUGAACAUCAACCUCGGCGCAUACUCCCCUGCGUUGGUAGUCGGUGAUGGUGCGCUCACAUUCGGAGGCGAGGCGGAGGCUGGAAAGGGCAAAGGAGGCGCCGCCGCAGGCGAAGGCGCAGCAGCCGCUGCCGCUGCCGCUGCCGGCGUGGGCGCCCCCGGAGCCGCUCAACAAGGCAUCGUUGCAGGCCGAGAUAUUACAAAGAGGGUGGAGAAGCGGCAGAGCGGAUUCGAUCGUGCCCUCACGUUUGCCGAGGCCGCGCUCACAAAGGGUCCCAAGAUUCAACUCGGAAACGGCGAGGGCGGUGCCGGCGUCGGUAUUAUCGUUGACAACAACCCAACCGCUGCUGCUCAACCAAACCGUGCCGGUAAAGCUGAGAGGAGGAGAUAGGUGGAACAGAUGUUUUCUUUUGCUUUCCGCGAGGGGAGGAGAGCCGUCGCGUAAUCUUGCUAAAGUCCGAUUGAAGUAAAAGUGAGUUUGAAGAAUUCUCUCUGAUGAAACGAAACAGAACAGAUAGCUGACUCAACCUUGUUUUUUUUUUAUAGAUACUG
This is a messenger RNA of Colletotrichum acutatum, 766 nucleotides long. RefSeq lists its product as uncharacterized. Bases 147 to 605 code for a protein of 152 amino acids. Lineage: Eukaryota; Fungi; Ascomycota; Sordariomycetes; Glomerellales; Glomerellaceae. The transcript has 2 exons. The record is from RefSeq and is a predicted model, not a curated record.